GACUGAAAAGCUCUUGGUAAUACAGCUAGCCUACCUACUUGAGCAGCAAACCAGUUCAGCUUUGAAUUUCUUGCACUAGAAAACACUGUGGAAACAAAAAUGGAAGUACCGAUGGAUCCUUUAUUUCUCUCGUGGAGCUAUUUUCGGAGACGGAAGUUUCAGCAGUGUUCUGAUAUUUGUACAAAGAUAUUGGAGGACAGUCCCUACGACCAGGCCGCGUGGAGCCUGAAGACGCGAGCCCUGACGGAGAUGGUUUACAUUGACGAGGUGGAGGUGGACCAGGAGGGAAUUGCAGAGAUGAUGCUGGAUGAGAGCUCCAUUGCUCAAGUGGCCCGCCCAGGAACAUCGUUAAGACUCGCUGGCACCAGUCACGGAGGUGGGCCUACUCCUGCCGUCAGGCCCAUGACCCAGUCCGGACGGCCAAUCACAGGGUUUGUAAGGCCCAGUACUCAGUCUGGGAGACCAGGAACUAUGGAGCAGGCCAUCAGGACCCCGCGCACAGCCAGCACCGCCAGGCCAAUCACCAGUGCAUCUGGAAGAUAUGUCCGACUGGGAACAGCCUCCAUGUUGACCAAUCCAGAUGGGGAAUUCAUAAACCUGUCAAGACUCAACUUGGCCAAGUAUGCCCAGAAGCCCAAUUUAUCCAAGACCCUGUUUGAGUACAUCUUUCAUCAUGAAAAUGAUGUGAAAAAUGCUCUAGAUCUGGCAGCUCAGGCUACCGAGCAUGCUCAGUUCAAGGACUGGUGGUGGAAAGUACAGUUGGGAAAAUGCUAUUACAGACUAGGUUUACACCGGGAGGCAGAGAAACAGUUCAGAUCAGCUCUUAACCACCAGGAGGUAGUGGAUACAUAUCUUUACCUGGCCAAGGUGUAUCAGCGACUGGAUCAACCCAUCACUGCAUUGAACCUCUUCAAGCAAGGGCUGGACCACUUCCCUGGAGAAGUUACUCUCCUUACAGGAAUCGCUCGCAUUCACGAGGAGAUGAACAACAUCAUCUCUGCCACAGAGUACUACAAAGACGUUCUGAAGCAGGACAACACUCACGUGGAGGCCAUCGCUUGCAUCGGCAGCAACCACUUCUACACUGAUCAGCCUGAGAUCGCUUUACGCUUUUACAGGCGCUUGUUACAGAUGGGGGUUUAUAACUGCCAGCUGUACAACAACCUGGGACUGUGCUGCUUCUACGCCCAGCAGUACGACAUGACGCUGUCGUCCUUUGAAAGAGCCCUGGCCCUGGUGACCAAUGACGAGGAGCUGGCGGAUGUCUGGUACAACAUCGGUCACGUCGCUGUGGGAAUAGGGGAUCUGACGUUGGCAUACCAGUGUUUUAAACUGGCUUUAGCGUUCAACAAUGACCAUGCUGAGGCCUACAAUAACCUGGCUGUGCUGGAGUUGCGCAGAGGACGUGUUGAGCAGUCGAAAGCGUUCCUGCAGACGGCUGCAUCGUUGGCGCCUCACAUGUAUGAACCUCACUUCAACUUCUCCACUCUCUCAGAGAAGAUUGGGGAUCUGCAGAGCAGCUACACGGCUGCUCUGAGGUCGGAGGACUCCUUCCCUGAGCACGUGGACACCCAGCAGAUCCUGAAACACCUGCGUCAGCACUUCGCUGUGCUGUGAGCUGCAGGGAGACCUGCCUGCCUGACAGGUUGGAGCGACAGAGAGCUCUGUACAACAAAUUGUGACCUGGCUCAAGCUACGGAAUGUCACUCAUUCACAGUCAGAGUUCUGAGAGGUAGUCUUGACAACGUAGAACUCCAACGUCACGUGGAUUAACUUGGAGAAGCUGCAUUCACAGGAAAUUAUUGUCAAGAAUGUGUUUUACUACUCUGUGGUUUUGUGUAGAUGUUUCUUGCCAGAUCAGCAGUUGCGGAAUUUGAAUUAUGACUAACCAAAAGUAAGCGGAUUGAAUUGUAUAUGAAUAUUUAUUCAUUGAAGUACAUACUGUAUAUUUGAUAGUUUAUUUUCUUAGUACUGCAAAAUGUAUUGUGAUGUGGAUAUUCAUAUUGCUAUU
Molecule: messenger RNA, 2011 nt
Organism: Hypomesus transpacificus
Lineage: Eukaryota; Metazoa; Chordata; Actinopteri; Osmeriformes; Osmeridae
Gene: ttc8
Product: tetratricopeptide repeat domain 8
Exons: 14
Coding region: 100-1617 (505 amino acids)
Biological process (GO): non-motile cilium assembly
Cellular component (GO): non-motile cilium; BBSome; ciliary basal body
Molecular function (GO): protein binding
Source: RefSeq, a predicted model, not a curated record